AUGGCAUUCUGUACUUCUUCUCCCGGUCCUGGUGGCCUCAACUGCAACCGACCGAUGCCGUCCUUCACAGGCCAGCAGCCGCAAAGACUGGUACAUCCCGUCCUACACCCUUCCUCCCACCUCAAAGCUAACAUCAACAGGGGUGACUUGACCACUCAAGAGAGAACCGACUACAUCGACGCAGUCUGGUGCCUACGAGGGCGUCCAGCACUCCUCCCCAACGACCAAUACCCAGGGGUACGAGACCGCCACGAUGACUUUGUAGCCACGCACAUCAACUACACCCUGCACAUCCACAACGACGGCCUCCUCCUCCCUUGGCACCGACACUUCCUCCACCUCUACGAGAAAGCGCUCCAAGACGAAUGCAAUUACCAAGGAAGUGUUCCAUACUGGAACUGGCCCCUAACCACCAACUUAACCGCCACCCCCCUCUUCGAUGGAUCCCCCACCUCCCUCUCUGGCAACGGCUCACCCCAAAAUAACACCUCCACCCUAUGCCCCUUAAACAUCUCUCCCUGCCCAUCGCCCGGCACCGGCGGCGGUUGCGUAACCACCGGCCCACUCUCGACCUGGGUCAUGCACCUUGGCCCCUUCUCCCUCUCGCAAGUAAUCCCCUACGGCGACCUCCCCGCCAACGCCUUCGCUUACAACCCACGCUGUCUCACCCGGAACUUCACGACGGACUGGUUGGCUGCCCUGAACACCCAGGAAAAAGUGGACGACAUGAUUGCGGCCGCCGAUCUCCAGGAGUUCUUGGAGCUGAUGAGUCCAAGUGCGAAUGGGUAUGCGGGGGCACAUGAAGGCGGGCAUGCGAGUGUGGGGGCGAAUAUGUUGGAUACGUUUGCGUCGGCACAGGACCCUGUAUUCUUUUUGCAUCAUGCUAUGGUGGACAGAGUGUGGACGUUGUGGCAGUGGGGUGAUUGGGAGGAGAGGAAAGGGGCUGUGAAUGGGACGACGGUCGUGCAUGAUCCGCCUGGGGCGCCGCUGGUGACGCUGGAUACGGUGAUGGAGUUUGGGGUGUUGGAUGAGCCGAGGAGGGUGGAGGAGGUUAUGGAUGUGUUUGGGGGGGACUAUUGUUAUCGGUAUGAUUAG
This is a messenger RNA of Aspergillus luchuensis, 1095 nucleotides long. Its product is annotated as tyrosinase family protein. Lineage: Eukaryota; Fungi; Ascomycota; Eurotiomycetes; Eurotiales; Aspergillaceae. Bases 1 to 1095 code for a protein of 364 amino acids. The record is from RefSeq and is a predicted model, not a curated record. The transcript has 3 exons. Gene Ontology annotation, molecular function: oxidoreductase activity.